Molecule: messenger RNA, 2690 nt
Organism: Durio zibethinus
Lineage: Eukaryota; Viridiplantae; Streptophyta; Magnoliopsida; Malvales; Malvaceae
Product: auxin response factor 17-like
Biological process (GO): response to hormone; regulation of DNA-templated transcription
Cellular component (GO): nucleus
Molecular function (GO): DNA binding
Source: RefSeq, a predicted model, not a curated record
UACUACAGUAACAAUUUGACGGUCCAGAUUAUGAUCAUGUAAUGGCUAUUUUUGUGUGUUUAAAUUAUUUUUAAUAUAAAAAAAGGAUAAAAAAAUUCAAUGUCGGCGCACAGUUAAUGCAAAUCGUCACAGCAAGGCAUCAAAUCUGGUCGCUGCAAUCUGUCUUUCUCUCUCUUUCCCUCCGAAAUUCCCCUUAACGGCCUCCCCCCACAUCAAUUUCCUCUCUUUUCUCUCCCAACCCAACCAAAACAAUCUCAAAAAUUUCCUAACCGUCGAUUGGUUGACUUCCUCACUUCCCCAAUCAUCAUCAAGGGUAUUUUCGUACAUUAACCGAAAGACAGUUCAUGUUUAUUUCCAGUUACAACACUAGUACUACUAUUUUACCACACUAGUACCGCUACAUAAUUCAAUUACUUUUUAUUCUAAAGCGAUUGUAAUCCACGUUCUCGAGAAGUAGCGUGACAAGAGUGACGUGGAGACGGUUAUGUCCGUUGUGGGCUAAAACUCUAAAUUUCUAACCAAUCAAAUUUGCCCUUUUUCUCUGCCUUUCUUCGAAUACUAACAAAAUUUAGCUUUCGUUGCCGCUUCUCUGCCCCCUGAGACUGAACUCUCUCUUUCCUACCUUACCUCAGACACACCAAAAAAACACUAUAAAACCAGAAAAUAAACCAACAAGGACUAAGACUCUGCCCUUUUCCAAAACACCCUACUCUCCCCUUUUUUUAAUCCCUUUUUAAUUCCCUCUUUUUUUUCUUCUCUAAACCAUAAGCCUCCUGAUGCCGCCUCUACGGCCUCCUCAUGCGGAGGUUUGCCAUGUCGAUUCCAGGAUCUGGCGAGCUAGCGCUGGCUCUUCCGUUCAAAUCCCCACUGUUAAUUCUAGGGUUUACUACUUCCCUCAAGGCCACGUGGAACAAGCCUGCGGUUCCACUGCUUUACUCUCUUCUCUCGUACUCUCUACACCUCUUAUCCAUUGCGUUAUCUCCGACGUUCAUUGCCUCGCCGAUACGAAAACCGAUGAAGCCUUCGCGAAACUCCUCCUCGUCCCUGUCGAACCUUCUAGAAUUCCCAAUCGGUUUCUAAACAUUAAUUGUGAAGUUGAAGAUUCUGAUAAGGUCGUGUCGUUUGCCAAGAUUUUAACGCCGUCCGAUGCAAACAAUGGCGGUGGCUUCUCCGUCCCGCGUUUUUGUGCUGACUCUAUUUUCCCACCGCUUGACUACAAUGCAGACCCGCCGGUUCAGACGCUUUCUGUCACCGACGUUCGUGGCCGCGUUUGGGAGUUUCGCCACAUUUACAGAGGAACGCCACGUCGGCAUCUGCUCACUACGGGAUGGAGCAAGUUCAUUAAUCAAAAGAAGCUCAUCGCUGGCGAUUCUGUUGUCUUCAUGAGGGACCGUAAUUGGAAAAUGUAUAUUGGAGUCCGGCGAGCGAUGAAGGGAGGAGAAGGCGGCGGGGAUUCUGGGAGGUGGAGAGAGCCAAGUGAUGUUGGAGUAAUGAAAGGGGAAGGAAGGGGGAGGAUGACGGCGGAGGCAGUUGCAGAAGCUGCUGAGACGGCAGCGAAGGGGCUGCCAUUCGAGGUUGUUUACUAUCCUCGGGCCGGUUGGGCUGAUUUCGUGGUGAGGGCGGAAUUGGUAGAGGCUGGACUCAAUUUAUUCUGGGCUCGUGGCACCAGAGUGAAGAUGGCUGUUGAGACGGAGGAUUCCUCGCGAAUGACGUGGUUUCAAGGGACAGUUGUGUCUGCCGCUGUACCUGAUUCUGGCCCCUGGAUUGGCUCUCCUUGGCGAAUGCUUCAGGUUGCAUGGCAUGAACCUGAAGUUCUCCAGAAUGCACGGAGAGUGAGCCCAUGGCAAGUUGAAAUUGUUUCUUCCUCACCGCUUCAUUCCUCAUUCCCCUCGGCCAAAAAGUUCAAGUUUUCUCAGGAUUCUGGGCUGACUAAUGCAGAGGGAGAAAUCUUCUUCCCUAUGAUAGGUUUAACUAAUUCAACAAUGGGGUAUAUGAAUCCAUCACUAUUGAAUUACAAUUCUUUUCCUGCAGGCAUGCAGGGAGCCAGGCAAAAUCAUUUUCACUUGCAAAGUCUAACAAACUCUAUGAGUGAGAAUACCCCAAUGAUGUACACCGAUAAUUUCUCUGGCAACUAUAUGGUGCCCAAGUUGAAUACGAUAUCCACUGAGCUCAACAUUGGCAGUUCACAGUCUGAUGACUUGUCACUGGGUAGCAAGAGCAGCAUGGUUUCCUUUGACACAGAACCUACUGAAAAUGGGGGCUGCAACUCGAGCAAAGUAGGCGUUCGUUCGUUUCAAUUGUUUGGCAAGAUAAUCCAUAUGAAAGAGCCUGUCGGAAGCAGAUUUGAUGAUGUUGGUUGUAUGGAAGAUGAUGGUGAUAAAAGAUAUGAUGAAGCAACGAGUCUAAAGAACUCAUUAGAUCUUUCAUUGACUUACGGCUAUUCGAAGCUGCUUGACAGACUAGAUGUCCAAUGGCAAAGAGUCUCAGAUUUCAAAGUUUCUCCUUGUGAAUGAAAUCCAUGUCUACAUCAUCCAGAUGAGUAACAGUUUCGGUAUGGUUUCUCUGAUUGGAUUUCACCAGUUUGUCAUGCUACUACUGCAAUUUGAUACUUAAGUGCGAUGUUUUUAUUGUCGAAGUAACAGCGAUUUGUUUGCUUUUUGUAAAUAAUUGAUUUUACGUGAUAUGCUUUC